AUGUUGAAAUAUUCCUUUGCAAUUGUUGCUGUCAUUUUGGCAGUUUGCGCUUGUGUGAGUGCUGUGUCAUCUCCAUUGAGCACUAGAGUGUAUUUUGGUGGUUCUUUUGCUUCCUUUAACGGAACCACAUUCAACAACAUUGGUUACUAUGAUUUGAAGGAACAAGCAUUCAAAGCCAUGUCCAAUGGUACCGAUGGUACAGUCAAUAUUGUCCAUGUCGAUUUCUUUGGUAACGUUUAUAUUGGUGGUUCUUUCACACAAGUCGGUUCAGUCAAGACUGGUCCUCUUGCCAUGUGGAGAAUUGACAAGGCUGAAUGGACUACAGUUGGAACUCUCUCAUUCAAUUCUGGUGCUUCCAUCACUGCCAUUGAUACCAAUUGUCUCAAUAUCGUGACCAAUACCAAGUCAUUCCCUUGUGAUGUCUUUGUUGGAGGUCAAUUCACAACGACUAAUCCUGCUGCUACCAACAUUGCUUGGUUUGAUUAUAGUGCUCAAACAUGGAAGGCAAUGUCUGGAUUCACUGCCAACUCAGUCUCUGCCAUUGCAAAGAAUGAAUUCCAAACAACUACCAUCAAUAAGGUCUUCUUGGGAGGUAACUUUACUUCUGGUUCCAAUAGCUAUGGAUUUGGUAUUUAUGAUACUUCAAAGAAUACAUUCACAGGAGUCGAUGGUGUCUCAGGUGUCACUGAUAUUUACUACAAUCCAAACUUGUUCAAUGUCGAUGACCUUUUCAUUGCUGCUGCCAAAUUCCCUAAUGCUCAAUGUGUUGGUCUCUGUGCUUACAAACACACCGAUGGAACAUGGAGCACCAAGGUUGGAACAGAUUCCAUGUCAACCAUUCGUAAAUUAGCCUACAUGAAAGGUACUUCUGUUUCAUCAGUCGGAACAGUCUUCAUUGCUGGUAGCAGUGGUGUCAAGAAGGGAUCUGGAGGUAGUACAUUCUCAGCUUUUGGAUCUAACUCUCCAAAUGUGAAUGUUUAUGGUAUGGAUAUUUGUGGAACUGCAAGCAAUGAGGCUUUGACUUAUUGUUCACAAGGAUCUGUUGCUGCUGGUGGUCAAAACUUUUUGUACUUUUACAAUGCCAAGACUGACACUUGGACCAAUCUUUUGAAUGCUUAUACUUCCAGUAAUUAUACUUUGCAAGUGAAUUCCGUCUAUGUCAAGGUUUCAAGUGCUAUGAGAGAAAGUUCAAUUUCAUUGGUUGUUUUGAUGAUUGCAUUGAUUGCAUCUGUCUUCUUCUUUUAA
Messenger RNA from Naegleria fowleri, 1245 nucleotides. RefSeq lists its product as uncharacterized. Gene Ontology annotation, cellular component: plasma membrane of growing cell tip. The record is from RefSeq and is a predicted model, not a curated record. The transcript has 2 exons. Bases 1 to 1245 code for a protein of 414 amino acids. Lineage: Eukaryota; Heterolobosea; Eutetramitea; Acrasida; Naegleriidae. Gene Ontology annotation, biological process: positive regulation of establishment of bipolar cell polarity regulating cell shape.